Messenger RNA from Scatophagus argus, 1719 nucleotides. RefSeq lists its product as uncharacterized. The record is from RefSeq and is a predicted model, not a curated record. The transcript has 11 exons. NCBI's taxonomy places the organism in Eukaryota, Metazoa, Chordata, Actinopteri, Scatophagidae. Bases 258 to 1520 code for a protein of 420 amino acids.
GAGUACCGUCCGUUAACAAAGCGAAAAGGCGACAGUGUUUUAAGGGUAAAGAUAAACAGAGAACACUUAUAUAAUCUUUUUUAUCACUGAAAACAUUAAAGUUUAAUUGAUUUUUACGCAAAAUUAUGUUCGUGUUCGUCUGCGGGCAGCUGCUUUGGCUCUAAGGUGAAUUGUCCACAGAGUCUAGGUGUUAUGAGUGCGAACUGGAGGUGAUUACAGAGUAAAGAAGCAGGUGUGUAGCAGUGCCGAAGGAGGCCAUGAACGAUCCGUUUGCAGACAGCCUAUGUUCGUCAGAGCCGGACAGUCCCGUAGGUCUGAACCGGGCCUGCCUGCUCGAAUCGGCUGCCGUCCUCUACCCCGAUCUGACCACCAUCGUCCCAGAAACACCCAGCCCAAAACUCGGCAAACGCAGGAGCCGCGCUCGCUUCACAGAUGAACAUUUCAGUCCUGUGGCGGUCGGCGGCUCUCCAGGACCACCUGAAGCCUCCGCCCUCAGUGAACGAGUUUUUACACAUAAAUCCAAACGCAGGCGGCUGCAGGUUGCAGCGAGGGGAGAGCAGAGUCACAGCUUUGAUCCAGCUUCAACUCUGAAGACCUUCCCACUGGGCACCUGGCUGGAGGACCCUGUGUCGACCGGGUCCUCCUCCUCCUCCUCCUCCUCCUCCUCCUCCUCCUCCUGCCUCACACCUGUAUCAGAAUACACGGACGAGGGGGAGUCUGCUGUGGUCGGCACCACAACAGAAGCCGGUCCUUUGUAUUUUGAUCAGAGGAGGAGGCCAAGUUCGAUGUCGGCCUCACCGUCUCCACCACCACCCGCCUCUCACUCUCUGUCCUUCCUGACUGCAGAGGAGAGGAGGUGGCUGAAAGACGAGCAAGGACUCCCCUCGACAGCAGAAGCCGAGAUGAUCGUCAUCAGCGACGAUGAGGAGGCAGUGGUUCGCCUGGCGCAGGUGGAGGAAGACGAGGCAUUGGCUCGAAGUCUACAGGCCCAGUUUGACCAAGAGGAGGCACACAGCAGACACCAGCACCACCACCAUCUCCAUCAGGAGGGCCGUCACAGGUUCUCCUCCUACGUGGAGCCCAGCUGGAUGCCUCACCUGCUGGCUGCCGUCUCUCCUCUGGUCGCCUUCGAGGACGAUCUGAGUGGUCAGCACAGAAGACGUGGGCGGGGCAGACGGAGGAACAUCCUGCCUGAGAUUUCAGAAAACCUUCAGGGAAACGACUACGAGGCUCUGCUGGAGUUCGAGGAGCGUCAAGGUGCUGUCAUGACCAGGAGGUUGAGUCGCAGGGAGAUCCAGAGGUUUCCCACCAAAACCUUCCAGUCUGCCAGCAGCGCUGGAAACACGCAGUGUCAGAUCUGUUGCUGUGACUACACUGAUGGGGAGAAGCUGAGGAUGUUGUCCUGUUUCCAUGACUACCAUGUCAAGUGUAUUGACAGAUGGUUGAAGGAUAACACCACCUGUCCGAUCUGCAGGGCCAACCUGGCUGACGGCGACGCCUUCGCCCCAAACCCCCUCUGACCUCCACCUGUCCCGCUGCGUCUGAAGGACAACUCAUCACCUCACAGCUCGUCUUUAUAGACUUUUAUUUGUUUGUUCUCAGUAAUAAUCGACUGUUCAGGGAUGAAACCUCACGCUGCUGCAGUUUUUCUUGUUUUGAGGACAGCGUUUCAGUCUGCUGUUCAGUCAGACUGAAAUAAACUAAGUUUUUUAAAUUCCC